AUGAAACUGACAGUUAGCUACAAUGGCGCUUGAUGUGAAAUCCAGAGCCAAACGAUACGAGAAACUGGAUUUCCUCGGCGAGGGUCAGUUUGCCACAGUGUACAAAGCCAGAGAUAAAACGACCGACACCAUAGUUGCCAUUAAAAAGAUUAAGGUUGGUCACAGAACUGAAGCUAAAGAUGGUAUCAAUAGGACUGCUCUUCGGGAGAUUAAACUGCUGCAGGAGCUACAUCAUCCAAAUAUUAUUGGGCUGCUUGAUGCCUUUGGACAUAAAUCUAACAUCAGCCUUGUGUUUGACUUCAUGGAAACUGACUUGGAGGUGAUCAUCAAAGACACCAGCCUAGUCCUGACUCCAGCCAACAUCAAAGCCUACAUCCUCAUGACCCUACAAGGAUUAGAGUUUCUGCAUCAACACUGGGUCCUACACAGGGAUCUAAAGCCCAAUAAUCUGCUGCUGGAUGGCAAUGGAGUGUUGAAAUUAGCUGAUUUUGGUUUGGCCAAAUCAUUUGGAAGCCCCAACAGAGUCUACACACAUCAAGUUGUUACCAGGUGGUACCGCUCCCCUGAGCUCCUGUUUGGUGCCAGGAUGUACGGUGUAGGUGUUGACAUGUGGGCAGUGGGAUGCAUCUUGGCAGAGUUACUCCUCCGGAUACCAUUCCUUGCUGGAGACUCAGAUCUUGACCAGCUGACUAAGAUAUUUGAGGCUCUUGGGACCCCCACAGAGGAGACAUGGCCUGGAGUAAGUAGUCUACCAGACUAUGUGUCCUUCAAAAUAUUUCCUGGCACUCCUCUGGAACAUAUAUUUAGUGCCGCUGGAGAUGACUUACUUGAGUUGCUACAGGGACUCUUCACCUUUAACCCUGUGACAAGGACCACAGCCACACAGGCUCUGAAGAUGGGGUACUUCAGUAAUCGACCUGCUCCCACUCCUGGCCCUCAACUUCCCCGACCCAACUGUUCAGCAGAGGCGCUGAGAGAGAAGGAAACAGUCGGUCUCAAGAGGAAAAUUGAAGGCCUGGAAACAACUGUGAUGAAGAAGAAGUUGAUUUUUUGACCAGAUGAGACCUGGUACAACAGAUUACUGUCUUCACAUAACAGCAUGGCUCAGCUUUCCACAUUGCUCAGGAUUGUUGACUGGAAUGGGGGGAAAAAAUAAGUCCAAAACCAGUGGGAGAGAAAAGAUUAAGAUGUGGUUUACUUUAGGUCAGUUUAGAGGUUGUAGCUGCUGUAUGAUAUGGGAAUUGUGCCCAAGGUCACCUCAGUAUCCCAGGUGCUGCUUUGUCCAGCAAUGGAUGUUCAACAGAGACUGCGAGUGGUCAGUAGUGUUGGCUGUCCUUCUUCAUUGUAACAAUGAUGCCUAAACUCUGGGAGCCUGUUGGAAUAUGAUUAUUUAUGUGACUGAAAAAACAUACCAGAAAUGCUGAUUUAUUUCAUGUACAUGUAUUUUUAUUUUUUGUAUGUAAGACC
Messenger RNA from Scomber japonicus (chub mackerel), 1467 nucleotides. It is a transcript of the gene cdk7, whose product is annotated as cyclin-dependent kinase 7. Gene Ontology annotation, biological process: positive regulation of transcription by RNA polymerase II; protein phosphorylation. The record is from RefSeq and is a predicted model, not a curated record. Lineage: Eukaryota; Metazoa; Chordata; Actinopteri; Scombriformes; Scombridae. The coding region runs from base 23 to 1054 and encodes 343 amino acids. Gene Ontology annotation, molecular function: RNA polymerase II CTD heptapeptide repeat kinase activity; ATP binding; cyclin-dependent protein serine/threonine kinase activity. Gene Ontology annotation, cellular component: cytoplasm; transcription factor TFIIK complex; nucleus. The transcript has 12 exons.